Euleptes europaea (tarantolino) is the source of this 1094-nucleotide messenger RNA. It is a transcript of the gene EIF3G, whose product is annotated as eukaryotic translation initiation factor 3 subunit G. The coding region runs from base 48 to 1058 and encodes 336 amino acids. Gene Ontology annotation, cellular component: cytoplasm; eukaryotic translation initiation factor 3 complex. The transcript is spliced from 11 exons. NCBI's taxonomy places the organism in Eukaryota, Metazoa, Chordata, Lepidosauria, Squamata, Sphaerodactylidae. Gene Ontology annotation, molecular function: translation initiation factor activity; RNA binding. The record is from RefSeq and is a predicted model, not a curated record.
CGAGGCCUUCGCUUUCCCUGUCCGGGCCGGUUCCGUGAGGGGCGACGAUGCCGACCGGGGACUACGACUCCAAGCCCAGCUGGGCAGAUCAAGUAGAAGAAGAAGGAGAUGAUGACAAAUGCAUCACCAGCGAGCUGCUGAAGGACAUUCCCUUGAGCGAUGUGCUGGGUGGAGCGAAGACCGCCGAGCCGGAGCCGGCGCCAGUGAAAGUCGGGAGGACCGCAGAUCCAGACCUGGUGAAAGGAGAACCCCUUCCAUUGCCCAAGGAACUUAUUAACGGCAACAUCAAGACAGUGACCGAGUACAGGGAAGAGGAGGAUGGCAACAAGGUGAAAAUCAUUCGCACUUUUCGGAUUGAGACCCGGAAGGCGUCCAAGGCCGUGGCGAGGCGAAAGAACUGGAAAAAGUUUGGCAACUCAGAAUUUGAUGCUCCCGGCCCAAACGUAGCCACAACCACUGUGAGCGACGAUGUGUUCAUGACUUUCAUUACCAGCAAGGAGGACUUGAACUGCCAGGAGGAGGAAGAUCCCAUGAACAAGCUGAAAGGGGGCAAGAUCGUGUCCUGCCGUAUCUGUAAGGGGGACCACUGGACCACUCGCUGCCCUUACAAGGACACGCUGGGCCCCAUGCAGAAGGAGCUGGCCGAACAGCUGGGGCUCUCGACGGGAGAGAAGGAGAAGGUGCCAGGAGAACCGGAGCCCGUGCAAGCCCAGCAGAGCAAGACCGGGAAGUAUGUGCCUCCCAGCCUGAGAGACGGAGCCAGCCGUCGAGGGGAGUCGAUGCAGCCCAACCGGAGAGCUGACGACAACGCCACCAUCCGGGUCACCAACCUGUCCGAGGACACCCGAGAGACUGACCUGCAGGAGCUCUUCCGCCCUUUCGGGUCCAUCUCCCGCAUCUACUUGGCCAAGGACAAAACCACCGGCCAGUCCAAGGGCUUUGCUUUCAUCAGCUUCCACCGCCGCGAGGAUGCUGCCAGGGCUAUUGCCGGGGUGUCUGGUUUUGGCUACGAUCACCUGAUCCUGAAUGUGGAAUGGGCCAAGCCCUCCACCAACUAAGACCGGUUGCCUGGCCACAUUCCUUGGAAACGGCCU